AUGGAGUACUCAAAUGUUGAAUGUAUUAUUUGUGCAGAAAAAAAACCCAUUAAAUAUUUUCCUGAAAUUACAGAAAAUUGUAAACAUAAUUCAGAAAUAUGUGCCGAAUGUAUUAAUAUUCAUAUUGAAAAAAAUUUGAAUAAUAUUUUAGAAAUUAAAUGUCCUUCUUAUGAAUGUGAUGAAACUUUAGAUCAUAAUGAUAUUAGAAAAUUAGCCACGGAAAAAUUAUAUGAAAGUAUGUCAGAUAUCAGAUUUUGUUUAAAUUCCAAAUGUGAUUCCGCUCAAGUUCACAGUGGAGAACAUGAUUUACCAAUAAUGACAUGUCCAAAAUGUGGUUCAAAAGCAUGCUUUACUCAUGAUGUACCAUGGCAUGAAGGUUUGACCUGUUCUGAAUAUGAUCAAAGGAAAAACAAUGAACAAGAAGUUGCCACACAUAACUAUUUGUUAAAAGAAACAAAACCCUGUCCGAAUUGUGGUGUUCAUAUCAUAAAGAAUGGUGGAUGUGACCAUAUGACUUGUAAAAUGCCAGAAUGUAAAUAUGAAUUUUGUUGGAU
Dentiscutata heterogama is the source of this 554-nucleotide messenger RNA. The record is from the annotation of a GenBank genome assembly. NCBI's taxonomy places the organism in Eukaryota, Fungi, Glomeromycota, Glomeromycetes, Diversisporales, Gigasporaceae.